Parnassius apollo (apollo) is the source of this 1011-nucleotide messenger RNA. Lineage: Eukaryota; Metazoa; Arthropoda; Insecta; Lepidoptera; Papilionidae. The record is from the annotation of a GenBank genome assembly.
AUGAAAGUCGACCCAACACAGUCUUCGGACAAGCCUAAAAUACCUUUGCCGACCCUGUCCCAAAUCAAUGCUGACAGAAUAACGCAGCUUGCAAAUCAGUACUGGUCACCACAAACAAAGGAUAGCCACUUACCUUAUGAUGCUUCAAUUGUGGAAUCAAUAUAUCAAACAGAGAUACUUGGAUCCAAUUUCUCAGUUCGCCGGAUCAUGAUGCUAGAAUUCUCACAGUACCUGGAAAACUACCUGUGGCCGCACUAUCAAGCAGGAGCAGCUUCUCAUGCACACAUGAUGUCAAUAAUUGUUAUGAUUAAUGAGAAAUUCCGUGAGAGAGUGCCUGCCUGGCAGGCUUUUCUGAAGAAACCGGAACAUUUUCCGGCGUUCUUUGAGCAAGUGCUGCGCGCUAGUGUUGCAGACGAUCACACCAGCCGCAGCAUGCGGGAACAGACGGCUCUACUGUUAUUUCUGAAUCAUUGCUUUGGCAGUAUGGAGGUGCAGCUAUGUAGAGAUCAAGUCAAACGUCUAGUAUCGCUCAGCAUGUGGAUAAGUUUACAAGAAGGAAGGCGAAAUCAAGAAUUUAAACUUGUACCAAAAUGGAAGAAAUAUUGGAGAGCAAUACAGAAGAAAGAUAAACCAGAUCUUUUGGAAAAAUUGAAUUGGGAACGGCGUUAUUUACAGAAGUUAAUGAUCAAGUUUAUGCAGAUCUUGGAAACUGUUCCAGAAACUGGUGAUGUGGACCCAAAUGUUGCCCGAUACUGCGAGCGCUUUUUGGAAUUGAUGAUCGACCUCGAAGCUCUACUUCCUACACGUCGUUUUUUCAACACUGUGAUGGACGACUGCCAUUUGGUGGUGCGUUGUCAGCUGUCUGCGCUCUCGAGAAGGCCUGAAGGACAGCUGUUUACCCAGGAUCAUCUGUUGUUGCCUGUUGUGACAGCCACCAGAAGAGAUGGAAUAAGGUUUCUUCACAGAAUCAUCACAAUUAAAAAUAGUAGUUACAAUACAUACAAAGCAUAG